Messenger RNA from Zea mays, 1246 nucleotides. RefSeq lists its product as uncharacterized. Lineage: Eukaryota; Viridiplantae; Streptophyta; Magnoliopsida; Poales; Poaceae. The transcript is spliced from 9 exons. Gene Ontology annotation, biological process: maturation of SSU-rRNA from tricistronic rRNA transcript (SSU-rRNA, 5.8S rRNA, LSU-rRNA). Bases 186 to 1016 code for a protein of 276 amino acids. The record is from RefSeq and is a predicted model, not a curated record. Gene Ontology annotation, cellular component: nucleolus; 90S preribosome.
AGCUAUCGGGCUUUUAGUUAGCACGAGCUAAUAGCUGGACCGAGCCUAAACCAGGUUCACGUCGUAAAGGUUCCUUCGUUCUACACAAAGCGGCCCGAACCUGAGCUUCGUUUCGUAAUACUGCGAGCACGUGACGCUCGAAGCAAAUCCUCGCCGCCGCCGCCGCCACCACCAUCACCGCAGCCAUGAGAGGCGCCAACCGCCGCCGCACGGGAGCCUCCAGCUCGGCCUCCAUCGCCUCUACGUCUACCAAGCGCGAACGCGAAGAAGAAUCCGCCAGCGCCGCCGACGAAUCGAGCGACGGCGAGGAGGUCCCCUCGUCGUCCGCGUCGGAGUCGGAGUCGGAGAGCGGCGGCGAGGACGCGGAGCGGGAGCGGGAGCUGGAGCGCGCGCUCGCAGACGUGCCCUUCGGAGAGUUGCAGCGCGCGAGGGCCGACGGGUCGCUGGCGCGAGCCACCUCUGCGGCCAAGGCAGCCGCGGAGAAGAAGGCUCGCAGGGUUAGCAAGAGGAGGCCUAUGGAGAUAAGCACGAAAGUGCGGCCACCGAAAUUGAGGGAGGUGAUACAGGUUCCCAAGAAGGUUGGAAGGGAUCCAAGAUUUGAGCCUGUAUAUGGAUCUGUUGACAAAGAAGGGUUUAGGAAAAGAUACAAUUUCUUAUUUGAUGAAGACUUUCCUGCUGAAAAAGAAAGACUGCAAAAAAUGAUUAAGAAAUCUAAGGACCCAGAUGCCAUUGGAGAAAUGAAGAGUCGUGUCACGUGGAUUGUGAAGUCUCAUCCUCCAAAGAACGUUGAAUCGGAAAUCUUGCGUGAGCAUAUCAAGAAAGAGAGGGAGGCAGCAAAGGCUGGAAAACGACCAUACUAUCUGAAGAAAUCUGAACUUCGCGAAAGGAAGCUGAUGAACAAGUACAACGAGCUCAAGGAGGCAGGAAAGCUUGAUGCAUUCAUGGAAAAGCGACGGAAGAAGAAUGCCUCCAAAGAUCAUCGGUUCAUGCCAUACCGACGUAGUGGAGAUGCAUAAUAGUUUCCUAAUUCUGGAGGCGAGCGAAAGGAUGAUUUUAGGACUGUCUUCUCAUGGUGGCUGGACACUGGACAGUCAGUGUCUCUGUUACUUUGUUGCCCUAGCCGUACAAUCGUUAGCUUCGUGCACAAUCUACAUUGAGCUUAGUAACACUUUUUUUUUGCUAUACUAAAUUAUGGAUAUGUUCCGUUUUGCACAACCUCGUUUCAGCCUCUUUCCUACCUUUUUAA